AUGCAGCAUCCCCUCGCGGGCGGAACAUGCGUCGCUCUGCCUAACGUGGACCUUUGUCCCCAGCUCUCCUGUGCCUUGACUUUCAUGUACCUACAGCAGGGUAACCAGGACACCCCAGCACCUCCAGAAACCAUGGCACAGCCUUACCCCCCAGCCCAGUUUGCCCCCCCCCAGAACGGCAUCCCGGCCGAGUACUCGGCCUCCCACCCCCACCCGGCGCCGGACUACCCGGGCCAGACGCCGGUGCCCGAGCACACUCUGAACAUGUAUCCUCCUGCACAGACACACAGCGAGCAGAGCGCAGCAGACACCAGCGCACAGACAGUCUCCGGAACAGCCACACAGACAGAUGACGCAGCACAGACAGACAGCCAGCAACAGACACAGUCGUCCGAAAACACGGAAAACAAGACACAGCCCAAGCGGCUUCACGUCUCUAACAUCCCGUUCAGGUUCAGGGAUCCAGACCUCAGGCAAAUGUUUGGCCAAUUUGGUAAAAUCUUAGAUGUUGAGAUCAUUUUUAAUGAGCGAGGAUCGAAGGGUUUUGGUUUCGUAACUUUCGAGAAUAGUGCUGAUGCGGACAGGGCCAGGGAGAAAUUACACGGCACCGUGGUAGAAGGGCGUAAGAUAGAGGUAAACAAUGCAACUGCGAGAGUUAUGACAAACAAAAAAACAGUCAAUCCGUAUACAAAUGGUUGGAAGUUGAAUCCCGUGGUGGGUGCAGUCUACAGUCCAGAAUUCUAUGCAGUGCCAGGCUUCCCGUACCCAGCAGCCACAGCGGCAGCAGCAUACCGAGGGGCUCACUUAAGAGGGAGGGGGCGCACGGUCUACAACACGUUCAGGGCAGCGGCACCUCCUCCCCAUAUCCCCGCCUACGGAGGUGUUGUAUACCAGGACGGAUUUUAUGGUGCAGAUAUUUAUGGUGGUUACGCUGCCUACCGAUAUGCCCAGCCUGCCACUGCCACGGCUGCUGCCUAUAGUGACAGUUACGGAAGAGUAUAUGCUGCCGAGCCCUACAACCACGCACUUGCUCCAGCAGCCACAUACAGCGUUGGUGCCAUGAACGCUUUUGCGCCGCUGGCUGAUGCCAAGACCAGGAGCCACGCCGACGAUGUCGGUCUCGUUCUGUCUUCACUGCAGGCUAGUAUAUAUCGAGGUGGAUACAGUCGUUUUGCGCCAUACUAA
Molecule: messenger RNA, 1185 nt
Organism: Chanos chanos (milkfish)
Lineage: Eukaryota; Metazoa; Chordata; Actinopteri; Gonorynchiformes; Chanidae
Gene: rbfox1
Product: RNA binding fox-1 homolog 1
Exons: 12
Coding region: 1-1185 (394 amino acids)
Biological process (GO): regulation of alternative mRNA splicing, via spliceosome; nervous system development
Cellular component (GO): cytoplasm; nucleus
Molecular function (GO): mRNA binding
Source: RefSeq, a predicted model, not a curated record